Otolemur garnettii (small-eared galago) is the source of this 1440-nucleotide messenger RNA. Its product is annotated as olfactory receptor 1J2-like. NCBI's taxonomy places the organism in Eukaryota, Metazoa, Chordata, Mammalia, Primates, Galagidae. The coding region runs from base 1 to 1440 and encodes 479 amino acids. The record is from RefSeq and is a predicted model, not a curated record. Gene Ontology annotation, biological process: G protein-coupled receptor signaling pathway. Gene Ontology annotation, molecular function: olfactory receptor activity; G protein-coupled receptor activity. The transcript is spliced from 2 exons. Gene Ontology annotation, cellular component: membrane.
AUGAGGCCUGAGAACCAGAGCAGCGUGUCCGAGUUCCUCCUCCUGGGGCUCCCCAUCCGGCCAGAGCAGCGGGGCGUGUUCUUCCUCCUGUUCCUGGGCAUGUACCUGACCACGGUGCUGGGGAACCUGCUCAUCAUCCUGCUCAUCCGGCUAGACGCUCGCCUCCACACCCCCAUGUACUUCUUCCUCAGCCACUUGGCCCUCACUGACGUCUCUUUUUCAUCUGUCACUGUCCCAAAGAUGUUAAUUACUAUGCAAACCCAGGACCAAUCCAUCCCCUAUGCAGGGUGCAUAGCACAGAUGUAUUUUUUCAUAUUUUUUACUGACCUGGACAGUUUCCUUAUUACAUCAAUGGCAUAUGACCGCUAUGUUGCCAUCUGUCACCCUCUCCACUAUACCACCAUCAUGAGGGAAGAGCUGUGCACCUUACUAGUGGCUCUAUCCUGGAUCCUGUCCUGUGCCAGCUCCCUUUCCCACACCCUUCUCCUGACCAGGCUCAUGAGGCCUGAGAACCAGAGCAGCGUGUCCGAGUUCCUCCUCCUGGGGCUCCCCAUCCAGCCAGAGCAGCGGGGCGUGUUCUUCCUCCUGUUCCUGGGCAUGUACCUGACCACGGUGCUGGGGAACCUGCUCAUCAUCCUGCUCAUCCGGCUGGACGCUCGCCUCCACACCCCCAUGUACUUCUUCCUCAGCCACUUGGCCCUCACUGACAUCUCUUUUUCAUCUGUCACUGUCCCAAAGAUGUUAAUUACUAUGCAAACCCAGGACCAAACCAUCCCCUAUGCAGGGUGCAUAGCACAGAUGUAUUUUUUCAUACUUUUUACUGACCUGGACAGUUUCCUUAUUACAUCAAUGGCAUAUGACCGCUAUGUUGCCAUCUGUCACCCUCUCCACUAUACCACCAUCAUGAGGGAAGAGCUGUGCACCUUACUAGUGGCUCUAUCCUGGAUCCUGUCCUGUGCCAGCUCCCUUUCCCACACCCUUCUCCUGACCAGGCUGUCCUUCUGUGCUGCUAAUGCCAUCCCACACUUCUUCUGUGACCUCGCUGCCCUGCUCAAGCUGUCCUGCUCCAACAUCUUCCUCAAUGAGCUGGUCAUGUUUACAGUAGGGGUGGUGGUCAUUACCCUGCCAUUCUUGUGUAUCCUGGUAUCUUAUGGUUACAUUGGGGCCACCAUCCUGAGGGUCCCUUCAACCAAAGGGAUCUGCAAAGCAUUGUCCACAUGUGGGUCCCAUCUCUCUGUGGUGUCUCUGUACUAUGGGGCAAUAUUUGGACAAUACCUUUUCCCAUCAUUUAGUAAUUCCAUUGACAAGGACAUUAUUGUGGCUCUCAUGUACACAGUGGUCACACCCAUGUUGAACCCUUUCAUCUAUAGCCUUAGAAACAGGGACAUGAAAAAGGCCCUUGGGAAACUCUGCAAUAGAGCAGCAUUUUUCUCACAGUGA